Messenger RNA from Ipomoea triloba (trilobed morning glory), 1107 nucleotides. RefSeq lists its product as uncharacterized. The coding region runs from base 1 to 1107 and encodes 368 amino acids. The transcript has a single exon. The record is from RefSeq and is a predicted model, not a curated record. NCBI's taxonomy places the organism in Eukaryota, Viridiplantae, Streptophyta, Magnoliopsida, Solanales, Convolvulaceae.
AUGGGGAUCGUGCAAUUUCCACAGGAGUGCAUGAAAGUCUCUCCAAAUGCGGAUCAAUCCAAGUACUGCAGAUUCCAUAGGCAGGUGGGCCAUGAUACCGACGAAUGCAACGUGUUAAAACGCCAGAUUGAGGAACUCAUCCAGAGGGGAUAUUUCAGACAGUUCAUCAAACGGUCAGACCAGCAAAAGUCAGGCCAAAAGUCAAGCCAGCAACAACCUCCGCGGAAUCCACCAAAAAACGUUUGGAAAAAGGAUGACAACUCCGAGCCGUCAUUCUCGAGUGGUAAGAAAAGGGAGCACGACCAAGUUACAGUAACAGAUCUCUCUGACAAAGACACAGAAGAGCCCAGGAAACACAAGAAGCAGACCAUACACUUCAUCUACGGAGGUCCUGCAGGCGGAGACACACAAGCAGAGAGGAAGAAGUGGAGUCGCCAGUUAUAUGUAGGUGAGGUGGUCAGCCUUCCAAAGGGAAAAAAGCAGAGGAGGGAAGCCAUUACCUUCUCUGACGAUGACCUCCCAGAAGGUCCACUACCGCACCAAGAUGCGUUGGUAAUCAAGAUGGAGAUCAACAACAGCAUCAUGCAUCGCAUACUCGUAGAUACCGGAAGCUCAGUCAACGUGAUGUACUACGACGCUUUCACCAAACUGGGACUGCCCAGAAAUCAACUCAAAGAGGUACGGACUCCACUUUCUGGUUUUACUGGGGAUUCAAUAGAGAUGGAGGGAUCCGUGGUACUACCAGUAGAGAUAGGUGUGAGCCCCAACACCUCCAGAAUCAACAUGGAGUUCAUCGUUGUGAAACUCACAUGUGCCCAUAACAUCAUACUGGGGAGGCCAGCUCUGGAAGAUUUGAAGGCGAUAAUUUCGAUGGAGCACCUGUGCAUGAAGUUUCCCACGCCAUACGGGAUAGGAGUUGCGAGAGGAGAUCAAAGAGCAGCUCGUAGCUGCUACGUCAAAGCGUGCAAGAAAAUUGGACAGAGAGGUCUGCAAGUCCACACCAUCGCAGAAAAAGUGCUGAGAGAAGAGGAGGGCUGGCCCCGCACCGAGCCUGCAUCUGAAACAGAAGACGUGGUGGUCGAUCCUACACGAAAAUUUUAUCAGUAG